AUGGAUGUGGUCGAUUGGAACGAUGUCCCUGAGGUUGAAGAGGAUUCCGAUGGUGAAGAUGUAAGAGAGCAAAAUCAGUAUAACAUCGAGGGGACAUUAAUUGAGUUUGAAGAUGAACCUUCUAUUAUGCAUAAUGUGUAUCCCGAAAGUGAAAGUGAUGAAGAUGAAGCUGUCAGAACAAGGAGACGACAUAACACCAUCAGAAGAGGUGAUGGAAGGUUGUACGAAGGACAAAUUUUCAUGAAUGGAAUAGCCUUUAAAGAGGUUGUUCUUGACUACGCACUCAGAACAGCUCGCAACCUCAAGCAGUACAGGUGGCAGGUUAAGGUGUUUGUUUCAAAGCAUUCAUGUGUUCCUAAUGGGUCUUGUGAGAUGUUAAAGGUUCCAGUGAUUGCACGGUUGUUUCUAGAUAAGAUUAGAGAUGAGCCGAAGUACUUUAUGCCUAUGAAGAUUGAAGAAAUUGUUAAGGAGAAAUGGAAGAUCACUGUCUCGAGGCCUCAAUGUCAAGCUGCAAGAAAUAAGGCAUUGAGGUGGAUUGAAAAAGAAUAUGCUGAGCAGUUUUCUCGUCUCAGGGAUUAUGAAGCUGAGAUACUAAUCUCAAACCCGAAUUCUAGUGUGGAAAUUGACACAAUCACGAAUGCUGAAGGAUUAGAUGUGUUCAACAGAUUCUAUGUCUGCUUUGAUAAUCUCAGAAAAUCAUGGAAGGCCACAUGUAGACCACUUAUAGGAAUGGAUGGAUGCUUUAUAAGAGCUAAGAUGAAAGGGCAGUUAUUAGUUGCAAUGGGUCGAGAUGUGGAUAACCGAAUAUAUCCUAUAGCAUGGGCUGUUGUACAAGUGGAAAACAAAGAAAAUUGGUUGUGGUUUGUGCGGAAGAUUAAGGUUGAUUUGGAUCUAGGAGAUGGUGAAGGAUACGUAAUGGUCUCGGAUCGUCACAAGGGAUUGAUAUAUGCUGUUAAUCUUGAGCUGCCAAAUAUCGAGCAUAGAAAAUGUGUUAGACACAUCUAUAUGAACGUGAAGGCUAAGCAUGGAAAGAAGACUCACAUGAAGCCGUUUAUUUGGAACCUUGCAUGGAGCUACAACGAGGCUGAAUUUCAAGAAAACUUAGACAGGUUAAACAACUAUGAUUCGGGUGUCUAUGCGGAUGUGAUGAAGACAGACCCGAGGACUUGGUGUAGGGCUUUCUACAAGCUUGGACCUCACUGUGAAGAUGUCGAGAAUAAUUCUACAGAAUCUUGGAAUGGUUCGAUAGUAAAAGCAAGAGAGAAGGCAUUUGUGCCAAUGCUAGCUACCAUUGCUCGACAGGCAAUGGUGCGUAUCGCUAAGAGAGAUGUCAAAUCUCAUGCCCACAAAGGUUUAUGUACCCCAUACGUGGUUAAUUAUCUUGCAGCUGAAGAGGAAAAAGCUGCUGAUUGCACGGUUCAUAGAAGCACAAACAAUACUUAUCUGGUUGAUCUUAGUGGAUGUGGUUAUCGUGUGAGCUUGCCAAAUAGAACUUGUACUUGCAGAAGGUGGGAGAUUACAGGGAUUCCUUGUGAGCAUGCUUAUGCAGUUUUGAAGAAUAAAAAAAUUGAUGCUGAGCUUUAUGUGAGUCCAUGGUUUCAUACUUCAAUGUGGAGGAAGACAUAUACAGAUGGACUAGUUCCAAUCAGGGGUUCACGUUUUUGGCCAAUUGUUGGUGCUCCACCACUUCAUGAGCCGCCAGAGCCAGCACAACCUGGUCGGAAGAAAGGAAAAGAUGGUGUUAGUAAGCCUGACACAAAAAGAAAGAAAGGAAAAAAUGAGUCUCCUACGAAGAAAAAGCCAGUACUGUUAAAGAGGAUAAUGCAUUGUAAAAUCUGUGGUACAGCUAAUCAUAAUUCUCGAUUCCACAAUAUGAAAAAACAGCCUUUUCUAGGUGAAUCUAGCGAGGUUCAAGCAUCUCAAGGGGAAGCAUCUCAAGGAACUCUCACUCAGAUUUGA
This is a messenger RNA of Eutrema salsugineum, 1959 nucleotides long. RefSeq lists its product as uncharacterized. Gene Ontology annotation, molecular function: zinc ion binding. NCBI's taxonomy places the organism in Eukaryota, Viridiplantae, Streptophyta, Magnoliopsida, Brassicales, Brassicaceae. The record is from RefSeq and is a predicted model, not a curated record. Bases 1 to 1959 code for a protein of 652 amino acids. The transcript has 4 exons.